Molecule: messenger RNA, 1461 nt
Organism: Elgaria multicarinata webbii
Lineage: Eukaryota; Metazoa; Chordata; Lepidosauria; Squamata; Anguidae
Gene: SLC38A11
Product: solute carrier family 38 member 11
Exons: 12
Coding region: 1-1368 (455 amino acids)
Biological process (GO): amino acid transmembrane transport
Molecular function (GO): L-amino acid transmembrane transporter activity
Source: RefSeq, a predicted model, not a curated record
AUGGAGGCGGCGGCGGCCCAGCACCACCCGUCGCCCACGCCUGGUCCUGCCCACCUGGAGGGAACAGAUGAAAGGACAACCCUGGUUUGUAAACUGAGGAAUAAGCAAGGAUCUAGCAACCUCUCUUCGGCUACUUUUAAUGUUAUCAAUUCUAUUAUAGGAUCUGGUAUGAUAGGUCUGCCCUAUUCUUUGAAGCAAGCUGGCUUUCCAUUAGGAAUAUUGCUGUUAUUAGGUGUUGCGUAUAUCACAGAUUAUUCUAUUAUCCUGUUGAUUAAAGGAGGGAACCUGUCUGGAACAAACAGCUAUCAAGCACUGGUCAAUAAAGCUUAUGGCUUUGUAGGGUACCUAAUUCUCUCAGCUCUCCAGUUUUUAUAUCCCUUUAUUGCCAUGAUUAGCUACAACAUUAUUACAGGAGAUACCUUGACAAAAGUUUUCCAAAGAAUUCCUGGAGUUGAUCAAGAUAAUUUAUUUAUUGGUCGCCAUGUCAUUAUUCUCUGUGUUACCAUCAUCUUCACCCUUCCUCUUUCUCUUUAUCGAAAUAUAUCAAAGCUGGGGAAGGUAUCGUUUAUCUCUGUGAUUUUAACAGUUGCCAUCCUGGUUGUUGGGAUUAUAAGGGCAAUUACAUUUAGUGCACAGAUAUCCCAGUCAGAAGAUCCUUGGGUGUUUGCGAAGCCAAAUGCAAUACAAGCUGUUGGGGUGAUGUCAUUUGCAUUCAUUUGCCAUCACAAUAGCUUUUUGAUUUAUGGCUCCCUGAAAGAACCCACGCUAAGCAACUGGGCUCGUGUCACGCAUGUAUCUGUUUCAUUUGCCGUGCUUGUCAGCUUGGUGUUUGCUACGUGCGGAUAUGUGACGUUUAGAGAAUAUACAGAAGGAGACAUAUUUGAAAACUAUUGCAAAGAUGAUGACCUUGCUACAUUUGGAAGAUUUUGUUACGGAAUCACUGUCAUCCUAACCUUUCCAGUUGAGUGUUUUGUAACCAGAGAGGUAGUCGCAAAUGUGUUUUUCAAUGGGAACCUUACAAACCUUUGCCAUGUUACUUUGACGAUCGUUAUCGUUGCUGUAGCUACAAGCAUAUCCUUAGUGUAUGAUUGCCUGGGAAUAGUAUUAGAACUAAAUGGGGUGCUCAGUGCGACUCCACUGGUCUUCAUUCUGCCUGCAGCCUGUUAUCUGAAGUUGUCUGAAGAGCGAUGGACGCAUUCGGAUAACCUUCUCUCCGGGCUGAUCCUCGCUAUUGGUGUGCUAGUGGUGAUAGUAGGCUUUGUUAUGACUGUCCUGCAUCCCCAGGAAUGUAGCCACGGAAAAGAAAUGCCUUACUGCUUCCUUGGAAACUCCUCCCUUUACAAUAAUACAGUUCCAUCUUCUCAGUAAACCUGCCAACAUUAAUCAGGAAAUGCCUCCCAAGGAAGCACAAUGCAGUUGUAAAUGUGGGUUUCGGUAAGGCCUGUUGAAUGUUUCAUUUUU